UUUUAAGAAGUAUGAUAAAAUCUAGAAAGUUAUUAUAUCCAUAUCUAGUGGGCUUCUGUUUUUGCUGUCGCCCUCGAUUUGAAAGCACCACACCAGCCAAACAAUUAUUUUUUCUUUUGAAUCGCGAUGAGCUACACAAACCUCCUGCGCCAUCAGAAUGUGGUGGAUGACUGCCAGCGGGUGAGCUGCAACCGCAGUCCGCCGGUCGCUGUCAGCGGGCGCUGUGUGAUCAGCCGGGACAUCGUGAUCGGCUGCCGCAUGGAGCAGUGCGACCCGGACAUGCCCUACAUGCUGGAGCCGACAUGGGGCGUCUACCUGCGCCCAGGCCGCGAUGGCGCCGACCUGUCGCGGUUCGUGCGACGCGUCACCUUCAAGAUGUCGCCGCGACUGCCGCUGCGACUGCACGUGGCGGACAGCGCGCCGUUCGAGAUUGGCGAGGUCCUGGGCAGCGACUUUCCAUUGGAGGUGCAGGUGGAGUACACGGAUGCCCGCAUGUCGGCCACCUCGUACAUCUUCCGGCCGCGCGUGGUGCGCGAGGGUCACGCCGGUAUCUGCGAGGAGAUGCUCGACAAGAUGAUAUUCGUCAAUCCCUCACCCAUGAUGAGACAGAACCUGACGGCCGUGCUCGUGCCCAGUGCGAAUGGUCCGCCCAGGGCAUCGCCCCAGUUCGCAAUGGAUUCCGCCGUGCCGCAGGCACCGGGUGAGCAAAAGGAACAGGACCGGGAUCGGGAGCAGGUGGGCGAUGUGGCGCGACCCUCGCAGACGCGGGCAAAGCAGCCCAAGAACCGCCUAAAUGUGGGCAUACCUCACCCCCAACAGUAGUAUACAUUGG
Messenger RNA from Drosophila simulans, 832 nucleotides. Its product is annotated as protein AF-9 homolog. The transcript is spliced from 2 exons. The coding region runs from base 127 to 822 and encodes 231 amino acids. The record is from RefSeq and is a predicted model, not a curated record. NCBI's taxonomy places the organism in Eukaryota, Metazoa, Arthropoda, Insecta, Diptera, Drosophilidae. Gene Ontology annotation, biological process: regulation of DNA-templated transcription.